Messenger RNA from Phascolarctos cinereus (koala), 3650 nucleotides. It is a transcript of the gene FAM78A, whose product is annotated as family with sequence similarity 78 member A. The record is from RefSeq and is a predicted model, not a curated record. Lineage: Eukaryota; Metazoa; Chordata; Mammalia; Diprotodontia; Phascolarctidae.
UGGAGGCGAUUCUUCGGUGGCUGUGUGUGCGCCCAAGUUCCCCCAGUAGAGGCUAAGCCGGAGGCAAACGGGCACACAAAUAGGACAGUGAACCUGAGCCCGCAGGAGUUGGGGCGGAGGGGGGGUGUUGAGUGGAGGGUGAGCCAACGAGAAUAAAAACCGAGCGUGGGGCAAUCUAUGCCGGGCGCCCUCUUCCUGCGCCCGGGUGGAGGCCGGCAGAGGAGAUCCCCUACGGAUGAACCGUGGACCGGGCUGCUAAAGACGAAGAAGAGGCGGAGGAAGGAGGAGCCGCCGGUGAAGGCUAGAUCUCAGCCUGCCAGCCAGCGAGCGCCAGGGCCGGUGGGGGGAAGUGACACGCUGCCGACUGCAGCAGUGUCAGCUUGAGCCGCGAGCGCCCUGGCCCCGGGGGAGGACCACCCAGGAGGGCUGAGGACCCUCGGGGCUCCGGGAGGCAGCGAACUGGACCGCAGCGCCUGCUUCCCCGCCCCCUCCCCAGGCCAGCCAGGUCCUCGCACCAGCGAACAAGGGGACGAAGCGAGACACCCGAGUAGGACAGCGGCUGAGAGCCACGGGAGACGAGACGGGGAGAGUCAGAUCACUGAGGGAGGAGGAGUGUUGCCUGAGUCCACCAGCCCUAGGGGGGGAAGAGAGCGAGUUGAAAAGCGAUCAACAACGUGGUGCAAUGUAGGAAACUGUUAGAUCCCCGCUCCGAAGAUCGGAAAUAGCUUUUUUUUUCGUGAGGUGGUGCUUUCUUUCACCCCCCCCACCCCUCCCUCUCCUGCUUAAAGAAAACCAGGGCCACCAAAGAGUGAAAGCCACUUGGGAACUACUGCUGCUCUUCUUCGGAGUUUAUUUCUUGGGAUAUUUAUUGCAGGCUUGGGAACAACCCUAAGCCCAUCUCUUUGGGCUUCGGGAAGCCUCAAAUCAUCGCUAAACUGGAGGUGUCUUGUUUUUCUUUCCUGGUUUAACAGAAACUGCUAUUUAAUUUAUUACUGUCACUGUGUGUGUGUGUGUGUGUGUGUGUGUGUGUGUGUGAGAGAGAGAGAGAGAGAGAGAGAGAGAGAGAGAGAGAGAGCAAGCGAGAGAGAGAGCGAGAGAGAGCGUGUGUAAAGAGAAAAGGGGCAGGAAGUAGAUUUUCUGCAGAAAGGGUGGCAGCAGCGUGGACGGUACAUAGUCUUCCUUAUUUAUGUGUCUGUCAGCAUUCUCCUUCAUCCAAAGAAUCAAGGGAAAGUAUCCAACCUGUGUUUCCCGGUGAGUGAAGCACAAGGAAGGACUGGAGAUAUCAAAGCAUCAUGAUUAUUUAUUGAACUUCAAACUUAAAAAAAAAACCCAAAGAAUAUCUGAGAUUUCACCCACUGUUCAAGGAAGAAGAGAGGCCCCACUGCUCCUGAAAUGUAGCAAAAUCCUUAUUUAUAAACGGGCUAAAGACACUGAUAUGAAAAGGCCCCUCUACUCGAAUUUUCUAUCCUAUGGAUAUCAGUCUUGAGAUUUCGAAAUAGGAAGAUCUGUACUGGAUCUAGCAGCAACUAUCAUUUCAAUGCCUAGUCUUCCCUGGGACUGUUGGCAUUUCCUAGAAAUUAAACUGGUACUGUAUGCCAUGGGCUGUAUUCAGAGCAUCAGCAGCAAAUCCAAAAUUUUCCGAGAAAGUAUUUCGGUGAUUGAUGUGAAAGCCUCUAUUGACCCCAUCCCCACCAGCAUCGAUGAGUCGUCCAGCGUGGUUCUCCGCUACCGGACACCACACUUCCGAGCCUCAGCCCAGGUGGUCGUUCCGCCUAUACCUAAGAAGGAGACUUGGAUUGUUGGCUGGAUUCAAGCGUGCAGCCACAUGGAGUUUUACAACCACUAUGGGGAGCAGGGCAUGUCUAGCUGGGAGCUCCCAGACCUUCAGACAGGGAAGAUCCAGGCCAUCAGUGACUCAGAUGGGGUGAACUACCCUUGGUACGGUAACACCACAGAGACCUGCACCAUUGUGGGCCCCACCAAAAGAGACUCCAAGUUUAUCAUCAGCAUGAAUGACAAUUUCUAUCCCAGUGUCACGUGGGCAGUGCCGGUCAGUGAGAGUAACGUGGCCAAACUGACCAGCAUCUACCGAGAUCAGAGUUUUACCACCUGGCUGGUGGCCACCAACACGGCAACCAACGACAUGGUCAUUCUCCAGACACUCCACUGGAGGAUGCAACUGAACAUCGAGGUGAAUCCCAACAGGCCCUUGGGACAACGUGCCAAGCUCCGGGAGCCAACUGCCCAAGAGCAGCCCCAGAUCCUGAGUAAGAAUGAGCCAAUACCACCCAGUGCCCUCGUCAAACCGAAUGCCAAUGAUGCUCAAGUCCUCAUGUGGAGGCCGAAGGAUGGGCAGCCUCUUGUGGUGAUACCUCCCAAGCACCGGUAAUGAGCAAGGGUCCUGGCACCAAAUGGGAGGAGAACACACUCUGAUCUGCUAGUUUAAGACAAACAAAUAAUAAUAAUAAUGAUCAAAACAAAGUCAAAAUGCACUUUUUAGUCAUUCAACAAAAAUGCAACCAUUCUACCUUCUCCAGUGGGACGGAUUUCACUGUGCUAAAGUUCCAGGGAAGACCUCACCUGGGGUUUCCUCAUCACCUGCUUUCUAAGGAGCAGGAGAAGGGCGGUGGGGAGAGGAGGAACAAAGCAAAAACACAUAAUCCCUUUUCAUUUUCACUUUCAGCCUUUGGUUUUCCCCUCUCUUUUCCCUUCUCUGCUUUGAUCUGAGUUUCAGUUACUCGCUCGAAACAGACUUGAUGAAACAAAAAACUUUUGAGUUUUUCUUUUUCUUUUUUCCCUCUUUUCUCUUCGAGAUUCAGGGGGAGGGAAUGGGAGGGGAUUCACCUCAUCAGUGAAACCCAAGAUCUUGGAGCAAUCCAACUGACCCUCAUUUUACUAGUGACCUAUUUUUUUUUCAAUUGAUAAAGGUUUGCAACCUCCUCCCCCUACCCCAAUCAUGCGGCCUUAUAUAGAUUUUGCUUUGCCAAAAUUUUGCCUUAAGCUGUGCUGGGGGUGGGGGGUGGGGGUGGGGAGGGAUGGACAGAAGAGCAGAAUCUCUUUCCUGCUGUAGUUUAACAAGUGAAUUAAGGGUGAAAGAAAAGGGAAGGUGACUCAAAUCCAUCUCUUCUUGGGAUCCAAAGAGGAGGCAAAGAAAAAAGCCCAGACCUAACGCCAAACUGCUUUUUAUCCCCUUUCCCCAUCUUGGCUUUUAAGAGGUCCUUCUCAUCCUCUCCUUCCCUCCUUCCCCCUGCCCCGAGCAAACUUCCCUCCCAUCUUGGUCCCAUGCAGAGGCUCUGGCCCCGCUGAAUGGCGAGUGCCUACUCUGCUGUGGCCUCUCUCUGCUUUCUGUUCUCUUCUCUACAGCAUCAGCUCAGGGGAAGGUUUAAAUGGUGGGGAGGAAGAAGUCAAGAGACCAUGUGUGGAGGAAGCCAUCAUUCCAGACCACCAACUUGGUCUUCAGCUAGUUGGAAGGUGCCCACACCCUCUGAGCAUCCACCAUGCCCAUGCAAUCAGCUAAUAUCAUGUAGACCCUAAGGGGGGAGGUGGGCUUUCUCUGCUGGUCUGUACCACUUCUAAGUUUCUAGAACACCAGCUACCACCACCAAUAAUACACAAUCAUUUUUAUUUGUGAAAGGCAAAAAAAAAAAAAG